Molecule: messenger RNA, 3234 nt
Organism: Entelurus aequoreus (snake pipefish)
Lineage: Eukaryota; Metazoa; Chordata; Actinopteri; Syngnathiformes; Syngnathidae
Gene: ephb3a
Product: eph receptor B3a
Exons: 15
Coding region: 284-3064 (926 amino acids)
Biological process (GO): axon guidance; cell surface receptor protein tyrosine kinase signaling pathway; protein phosphorylation
Cellular component (GO): neuron projection; plasma membrane
Molecular function (GO): transmembrane-ephrin receptor activity; ATP binding; protein binding
Source: RefSeq, a predicted model, not a curated record
GAACCCUCGACACCCUCCCCCCCCCGGGAGCGGGUUUCCCCCUCCACCUUUACUCGCGUGGGGAGGGGAGAGAAGAUGCGCGUCCGUGGAAUAACGGGACGUUGAAUGAUUUAAAAAAGCCAAAAAAAACCCCAGCAACAACCGGAAAAGACACCUGCUCGUGUCCGUGGACGAUGCCGGGAACGAGUGAGUGACAGGCGGGAGAGGAACACAAUAAGCUCCGCUGCGGUGAUCCCAGGUUCCAUCCCCUUCCACGGCGAGCAUCUUUCUCCAUGUUGCAAACAUGACAAUGGAUUACUUGCUGUGGAUGUGCAGCUUCAUUGUGUCCGUGGUGCUGGCUGUUGAAGAGACCCUCAUGGACAGUCGGUGGGCGACCACAGAGCUGGCCUGGACUACGUUCCCAGAGAGCGGGUGGGAGGAAGUCAGCGGCUAUGACGACUCCAUGAGCCCGAUCAGGACCUACCAGGUGUGUAACGUCCGACAGCCCAACCAGAACAACUGGCUCAGGACGGACUACAUCCCCCGCAGGGGCGUGCUGCGAGUCUACGUGGAGCUCAAGUUCUCCGUACGUGACUGCGCCAGCAUCCCCAACAUCCCCGGCUCCUGCAAAGAGACGUUUAAUCUGUUUUACUACGAGUCCGACGGGGACGCCGCCACAGACACCAGCCCCCUGUGGAGGGAGAACCCUUACGUGAAAGUGGAUACCAUCGCCCCGGACGAGAGCUUCUCCCUGCUGGAAGCCGGCAGGAUCAACACCAAAGUGCGGAGCUUCGGGCCGCUCUCCAAGGCCGGCUUCUUCCUGGCCUUCCAGGACUUUGGCGCCUGCAUGUCGCUCAUCUCCGUCAGGGUCUUCUUCAAAAAGUGCUCCACCACAAUCGCUAAUUUUGCCGUCUUCCCGGAGACCGCGACCGGCGCCGAAGCCACGUCCUUAGUCAUCGCUCCGGGGGCCUGUGUGACCAAUGCCAUGGAGAUGUCCGUCCCGCUCAAGCUGUACUGCAACGGCGAUGGCGAGUGGAUGGUUCCGGUGGGUGCCUGCACCUGUGUCGCUGGUUUUGAACCCACUGCAGAUCGGACCCAAUGCCAAGCCUGCAUCCCUGGGACUUUCAAAUCCAAAUUUGGGGACGGAUUCUGUGCCGCGUGCCCGCCUAACAGUCGCACGAGUGCCCGAGGAGCCAGUAUUUGUCCCUGCCAGAGUGGUUUCUACCGAGCUGAUAGCGACCCCCCGGACACUGCCUGCACCACCAUCCCAUCAGCCCCCCGCAACGUAAUAUCCAGUGUCAACGAGACCUCGCUGUCACUGGAGUGGGAGGAGCCUGAGGACACCGGUGGGAGGAGCGACCUGGUGUAUAACGUGGUGUGUAAGAAAUGCCUGCGAGACCGCAGUCCUUGCACACGCUGCGACGACAACGUGGACAUCUCCCCCCGGAGGCUGGGGCUGAGGCAGAAAAAGGUGGUGGUGAGGAAUCUGCAGGCUCACACCCGUUACAGCUUCGAGGUGCAGGCGGUCAACGGCGUCUCCGGGAAGAACCCGGCUUCUCCGCGAUACUCCACGGUCAACAUCACCACCAACCAGGCCGCGCCGUCAGCAGUGCCGACGGUCCAUCUGAUGCGUUCCACGGCAGACACCUUGAGCCUGUCAUGGCUGCCCCCCGAGAAACCCAACGGGGUCAUUCUGGACUACGAGAUUAAAUACCACGAAAGGGGCCAGGCUAUGUCGCACACUGUGACAUCCCAGCACAGCUCGGCCAAGGUGGAGGGUCUAAGGUCCGCUACGCCCUACGUGGUGCAGGUCAGAGCGCGCACCGUUGCAGGAUAUGGGCGCUACAGCAACCCCAUGGACAUCAGCACCAACCUGCACAGUGACCCUCAGAAGUCUGUGCAGGACCAGCUGCCUCUCAUCAUUGGCUCAGCCUCUGCAGGGUUGGUGGUCAUUGUUGCUUUGGUGGUGAUCGCUGUUGUCUGCCUCAAGAAGCAGCGCAGUGGCUCUGAGCUGGAGUACACAGAGAAGCUGCAGCAGUACAUUUCUCCAGGAGUAAAAGUGUACAUCGACCCUUUCACCUACGAGGACCCCAAUGACGCCAUCCACGAGUUCGCCAAAGAGAUAGACAUCUCCUGCAUCAAGAUUGAGGAAGUCAUCGGCGCAGGUGAGUUUGGCGAGGUGUGUCGCGGGCGGCUGAAGCAGGCCAGCCGCCGGGAGAUGGUGGUGGCCAUCAAGACCCUCAAAGCCGGCUACACAGAGCGCCAGAGGCGGGACUUCCUUGCCGAGGCGUCCAUCAUGGGCCAGUUCGACCACCCCAACGUCAUCCGGCUGGAGGGUGUGCUGACACGCAGCUGCCCCGUCCUUAUCAUCACAGAAUUCAUGGAGAACGGCGCGCUUGAUUCCUUCCUCAGGCUGAACGACGGCCGAUUCACGAUGACACAACUGGUCGGGAUGCUGCGCGGCAUCGCAGCAGGAAUGAAGUACCUGUCGGACAUGAACUAUGUCCACAGAGACCUCGCCGCUCGCAAUAUCCUGGUCAACAGUAACUUGGUGUGCAAGGUCUCAGACUUCGGACUAUCGCGCUUCCUGGAUGACACUUCUGCUGAUCCCACUUACACGAGCUCACUGGGAGGGAAAAUUCCCAUCCGGUGGACGGCGCCAGAGGCCAUUGCCUUCAGGAAGUUCACCUCUGCCAGUGACGUGUGGAGUUAUGGCAUCGUUAUGUGGGAGGUGGUGUCGUAUGGAGAGAGGCCAUACUGGGACAUGAGCAACCAGGACGUGAUGACAGCAGUAGAGCAGGACUACCGGCUGCCCCCGCCCAUGGACUGUCCCAUGGUGCUGCACCAGCUCAUGUUGGAGUGCUGGAUGAAGGAGCGCAACCUGAGGCCCAAGUUCUCGCGUAUCGUCAACACCUUGGACAAGCUGUUGCGCAACGCCGGCAGCCUGAAGGUGGUGACCAGCACUUACUCAGGGGACCUGCUGAGGCUGGGAGGAACGUUGCCGGGACACAACAGGAAAAGCCCGGACAGCAGCGAGGAAAUCGUCCGGCAACAGAUGAGCCAAACGCUCCCCAUCAGAGUGUAAGCUCGCAGAAGAAAGACGGGAAUAAAACUACCUAGAAACUCUGGAUGUAAAAUAAGGAAGAUAACAAAAAAAAAAAAAGAGGGGAAGCUCCUUUCACACAGCAAGGACCACUCGGAAUACUCUGUAUGAGCGCCCGGAGACUUCAUGUUAAAAGACUGCCUUCCAUUGCA